AAGGAUAUUUUGUUCCUUAUCCAUUCUAAAGUUCUGAGUGCUAUUUACUUAUUGCAUUGCCAUUGCCAAGUAAUGGCGCUACUACGUCUUGUUUGCUUAACUUCAACAAAUCAGUUAUCAACUCAAUCCACCUCUUUCUCUUUUCUUCGCAAAACACCCCAUUCUCAAUACAUCCAUAUCAAUCCCUCUUCCUUUCACUUUCCACGCCUAUCCCUUAUCGCAACCACUCUCACACACGCCCAACAACAAACCCAACAAGCCGACCCUGUUGUCGCCGAAGAAGAAUUUUCUCGCACCAGGUUACUCGCUCAGAACGUGCCCUGGACAAGCACCCCCGAAGAUAUUCGCUCUUUGUUCGAAAAACAUGGAAAAGUCCUCCAAGUCGAGCUUUCUAUGUAUAAGAAAAACAGAAACCGGGGUUUGGCCUUUGUCGAAAUGGGUUCCCCAGAAGAAGCACUUGAAGCUCUCAAUAAUCUCGAAUCGUAUGAGUUUGAGGGUCGUGUAAUCAAAGUCAAUUAUGCUCGGCCGAAAAAGGAGAAAACGCCGCCCCCUGUGAAACCAAAGGUGGUGACGUUUAACUUGUUUGUUGCUAACUUGUCCUAUGAAGCGAGCGCCAAAGAUCUCAAGGAGUUUUUUGAUUCUGGAACUGGUAAAGUUGUGUCUGCUGAGGUUGUGUAUCGUGAUAAUCCUAGAAGGCCGUCUGGUUAUGGAUUUGUGUCCUACAAGUCCAAGAAAGAAGCUGAGGCUGCUCUUGCUGAGUUCCAAGGAAAGAUUUUUAUGGGAAGGCCAAUCAGGGUGGAUCGGGGUCGGCGAUUUGUUCAACAACCAGGGGACGGGAGUGCAAAGUCUGAAGAUACACCUUCUGAUUUGAGUGUGAAUGGGGCAAAAGCUCAACAACCUGCAGAGGGCAGUGCAAAGUCUGAAGAUACUCCUUCUGAGUUGAGCGUGAAUGGGGAAGAAGCUGACAAAGUUGAUUGAUAUCAGUUUUUCCCUGAUGCAUAUCAAUAUUAUUUAUGUUAUUAUGUGUUUUACAGGUGGUUUUCACCUUUAUUUACCAGAGGCUCGUGAGAUACAAGGAGUUGAUAGGUGUAAGCCCAAGCACUUCCGUGAUUCAAGAAUCCAUUUAUCUUGAUUGCAUAAUUUGACAAUUGUUGGCAAGCUACUAUAUCUUAAGAAAGCGAGAAAUAUAUGUAUAUCAGUGGUGAUGUUGUUUGCAUCUUUGUUGGUUAGUGCCUAGUGGUUACUUCACAAGAACAUGUGUAUGCCAUUCAAUAUUUUUUUUCUUUAACUUUAAUAAAUAUAUUGAGUAGUUUAAGGAUA
This is a messenger RNA of Glycine soja, 1320 nucleotides long. RefSeq names its product 28 kDa ribonucleoprotein, chloroplastic-like. The record is from RefSeq and is a predicted model, not a curated record. Lineage: Eukaryota; Viridiplantae; Streptophyta; Magnoliopsida; Fabales; Fabaceae. Gene Ontology annotation, cellular component: cytosol. Bases 73 to 978 code for a protein of 301 amino acids. The transcript has 5 exons. Gene Ontology annotation, molecular function: mRNA binding.